UUGCUUACUAUGGAUACUAACAGCAGUAGAAAUAGUGACAGAUCUCCAAAUGCUUUCUAAAUACCAAACAACGACCAUGGCUGCUAUAAGGAAAAACAAAUCUCCUUUAAUGACCGCUGCCGUAAGCUGCUCCCGCUUACGGCAGGUCCAGGCUCUGCUAAGGGAUGAUGUUAAUACAGCUCCAGAUGGCAUCCUUUGCUCCCUGGGUAUUGACAGCCGCUACAAUGAAGGCUGCAGCGAGCUGGCUAGCUACCUUUUCUGCGGCUUGUAUAAACACAACCAUUUUGACAUGGAACAGAUCCCAGAGGACUUCCCAGAGGAAGUGCUGGAUGAUGUGAUCAUCCUUAUUAAGGCAGAGUGUGUGCAUCUGUACUGCAACCCAGUGAAUUAUGUGUACCUGCUUCCCUAUGUAUCUCACUGGAGGAAUCUGCAGCUUCAUUGUCUGACCGAGACAGAAUAUGAGGAUGAAGAGGUUGCGGAGGAAUUUAAAAUCUCAAGUUUUGUGUCCAUGGUUCAAGACUGCCGUUGCAUUGGAAUUCCCUACAGUUCACAUGGCCAUGUUCAGAAGUUUGACAUGUUCAUGUUGGAGAAAUGGCCCAUCGUUCAGGCAUUUGCCUUGGAAGGAAUUGGGGCUGGAGUGUUUUUCACCAUGAAAUAUAAGCUCACAGAUGUAAGUCAGAGACUUUGGCAGGUCUACAGCAGAUUGGACCCAGCGUCUCUGGACUCCCUUCUUAAUGAGGAUCUUCAGCUUUUCGAAAGACAGUGGAGCUGUCUGUUCUCCAGUAUGGAAAUCGAGAGUGCACUUUCCAUGCAGGAACUGUCAGAGGCCCAAGUUGCAGAGCCUUUCAGAACAUAUUAUUCGCAUGGCCUUAUUUCCAGCAAUAUCACAGACAAGAGUAAAAGCAGGCAGCCAUUUGUGUUGUUUGGGAGCCACUCUACUAAGGAAGAUAUGGAGAACUACUGUUUCACCUUCCCUUCUGAAGGCCACCAGGUUCGCAACACUGGCCCUGGUGGGGGUGUUGCCAAACACAUGCUGCUGCAAUGUGUGGCUCCUAAAGGGCCACUAGCCUGUGCUCGAACCUAUUUCUUUGGAAGCACACAUGUCCCAUACUUGGGAAAUGACAACAUCCAGCAGAAGGGCACAGAUCUCCAGCUGCUUUCACAUAUCUACUCAGCUGUGGUUCAGUCUGUACUAGCAGGAAUCAAAUGUUUCUCCAUCAACUCCAGUGCUAGUAAGGCAAAGGAUGUAGCCGAGCAAACGUUUCAGCUGGCCUUGGACAACUUUGGGUUGAUUCAGUACAGGGGAGCGCUCAGAUCCAAAGCUGUGUUUAGCAUACAGGCUGUCAACAAUGAGGGAACAAUCAUUCCCCUCAGUGAGGAGGACAGUCGCUUUAUGGUAAAAACUGCGUCCAUGAUGGUGCACGAUAUCCCAGAUCUCCAGUGCGGAGGAAACCUGGGAUCAGUAGUUUUCUCUGAGUCCUUUCUAGAGUCCAGCGUUUACAUUCAGCAGAGAGAUGGCGCUCUUUCCUCUGACAGCUGUUUCACUGUGCUCACUUCCUCAGUUCCUCGCCAUGUCUGCUGGCUGGUAGAUGAGGCUGAUGUGCGAAUGUCUGAACAGGCUCAGCAUCUGCUGAAGGAAGAGGAUGGUACGUGUUUGGGCAUUCCUCUAACAGUGAGAGACUCUGCCUACAUGUUCUCCAACAGCCUGCUGUCUACACCUGAGGAAGGGAAACUGGUGUUUUUCUCUGAGGGUAUCCUGUUUGUGCAUCCUCGUCACGGCUCCAUUACACUCUCUAUGAGUCACAUCAACACCAUUAAGCUCUAUGAUGGGGGCUCUCUGUCUGAUGUUUCAAUGCUGUUCAUCAAGUAUCAGACCUCUCUGCUUCCGCACCUUCCAUUCCCUUUACACAGUGCUGAUUUCUCUCUGGCUAUCGCUCUGCUUCCCAGAACCAAGAGCUACAAAAGCUUCUAUUCACAGGUCCUGCCAGCUUGGCGUAAGUCAGACUCUGGGUUGAGAGUGCAACACGUCCUCAAUGAUCAGCUGAGCCCUGAGCACAAGAGCAUGUACUUCAGGCUGUUAAAGCUUCAUGAGAUACAUACACCAGCGGCAAACAGCCACAGAGCUGUUCUGAAGACUGCUUAUCCACAGCUGCCUGAGCAGGACAGGUUCCUUCUGCAUUUUGCCAUCAGCAGUAGCGUGGGUGAAGAAUCUGUCUGUAGCGACCACUUGUCUACUGUGUUUUCAGACACAGCACCUGAAAACAUCAAACCUGAAUCCAAGAUAAAGGUGGUCCUCACUAUCAUUGCAGGCUUGCCAGGCAGUCAUAAGGAGAAUCUGUGUGAUUUCUUGAUGGAAGUGAAUCAAAAUAGCGCCAGGUGGGAGGUGUUUUGCCCUGCUCUGGAGGGCUCUGAGGAAUUCAGUGCGUCACACCUUCAGCGGUUCCUGAGCAGCCUUCUGGCCAAACAGAGGGAGACGGAUUUGAAUUCAACCAGAGUUGUGCUGCUUAUACCAGGGUACACCGAUGUGCUAGAUGUAAUCCAGGCAAUCACGGCUCAUCCAGAUCCACAAGUUCACAGCCAAGUGACAGUGGGUGCCAUCUCAGCAUGUGUCAACCCACUCACAUCCUUCAUCAAACACAGGCUUCUCUUCCCCAAACUCCUGGAGCAGUGCAGUCAGGGCGUCGUCAGCAAUGUUAUCUUCACGGGUUUGACUACCGAGCAGAAGCACCCACUUCUCAAACACAUGCAGCAGCUGAUCCGUGCAGCCAAUCCCAGCACUGCAUUUAUCUCAGCAGAGAAAUGGGCGGUUAGAAGGACUGAAGAUAUACGGCUUAUUCUGAAUGACAGCAGUUUCUCACAGUCUCGUAUGAUCAAUGCACGAUACCUGCUGUAUCCUGGCUGGUGGGAUGGCAGGUUUGUUUCUGGAAGUGGAUCACUGUCUAUGUCUCAGCAUUGCAUUGAGUUCAGUCGUCCAUUGGAAAAAGCAUUAUUUCUGCAGCGCUGCAAAGCUCUGAAAUCCUCUCUCAAACUCAGCUCUUUCACAGGAAACAUCUAUCACAUCAGUGGGAAAGUGCUGUUCUCUGACAAUGACAGACAGAUGGUGGUAAACUGUAAUUCUAUCAGUGGGAAUGUGACCAUUGCCCCUGAUCAGGGGACUCACCAUGGCCCACGGACAACAAACAACUGUUAUCUAAUGUUUCACGGAGUGGGGCUCACCCAAGAGGGGCUGAAAGACUGGCUUCGGCAUUGUGCCAAACAGAAAGUUGCAAAAAAAAUCAAGAAGAAUAAGAGGACGCUCACCCCACAGGAGAUCAGAUACAUUCAUGUGAAAAGCCACCUUGAUCCUCUCCCUCCCGGUUACUUCUACAAUGGUCAUCACUUCGUCAGUUUCUUUGGAGAAAAGCAAAACUUCCAUCCUCUGAUGGAUCAGUUCAUUGAUGAAUACGUGCAGGAGGCCAAUAAAGAGAUUGAACACUUCAACAGAAAGGUGGACCUGCAGCCACAUGUUGACCUCUUCGACCCCUAAUCCUCUCAUCUGACAAAUUCACUUUCCGGGAAAAGGGAGGGGAGGGUCACUUUACAAUCACUAACGUCCACUAUCCAAUUACCCGCUCAAAACCAUCCAUUUCACAUGUUAGAAUGAGGGAUUUGCUGUUGAGAGAUGGGGAGGAUUUAGCUCACAGCCAGGAAGAAAUAUCACAGCCUAAUGAGAGAUCCUUUGCCCAACAUACCAUGACUGUAAAUAGUACCAGCGCCCUGAGAAAGCUGAAACGCUGUUGUGUAAAACAGCACUGCUAAAGCCUCAGAUGUGUCAAAACAUUCCUGUAAAGAACAAUAUUUUCUCUGUAUUAUAAAAUAGAAGGUAAACAGAAAUUCGAGGCUUAUAUAGAGGCUACAAGGGAUGCCCAGAUCAUUACUCUCUCCGGUGUGUACAUACUGUAGUGCUGAGGCUCCCUGCAGUGAAGGUUGUUCUACUGUAAUUCCAGUGCCUAGCAGACAUAUUGAGCUGAAUCGUAAUGAAGGUUGUCAGUGAGGCUGAAAGUGAUCAAACAGAAGGCUCAUUUCCAGCAAUGUGCAUCUGGAAAAGCAGGUGCACUGCACCUGCCCUCAGUCAGCCUCUGUCAAUCUUUCGACCCCUGCUGUGUGGAUCAGGGCUGAGGAUCUCUCAUGUGCUGCAGUUCUCUUGUCAGCCAUUCCAAAGUCAUUAACUGACACGCCGGUGCUUCAAGUAACCCCAUUUCGGGAGGGUUAGGGAAUCAGGGUAUGAUGGAGGGUUUAUUAUUAGAAGUUUUUAUGUGUUCUUAAUCAGAUUGACUUGUUGGUGUUGGCUUCGUUUGUAGCACCAGGGAUCGGUUUGGUGUGUUAAACCCAUGCUUGCCGAGCGUGUGCUGGUACAAAAGCAUGGCAGAAGCAGAAUGUGUGCUUAUAUCACCCCUGUACUGUAUUAGAUCCGUACCGUUCGGUAUUACGGUCAUAUUUUAACUCUAUCUUGGGGUGUGUGUCAUUCUAUGCAUGUUUACUUGGACUAAUCACACACAGCAGGAGAGCAGCAAUGUCUUGUGUGUGUAUAUACACACACAUUUGAACUUUUGUCUAUAAGACGAGCCUUAAAAGUAAUGUUUUGAAACAAUUACAGCGCUACUAAAGGGAUGCACUUCCAAAGAAACCCAGACACUGCUGGUCUCCUCUGUGCUGCAAUAUACUGUACCGGUGUUAAUACACUACAUGGUUAGCAGUUCUUUCACCAAGCCAUAUUCACUCUUUACUGUGGAGAUUUAUGAGCUACAUAGUGCUAAUGUUGCUAUGGGCCUUUUUAGUGUUCCUUUAGAGAUUUCUAAUAUGGUAACUUUGCCUUUAUGUCUCUUGACACUUCUGUACCUUGUCAGUAUGCAAGUGCAGUUUUACUCAAGGCCACCCUGUUGUGAAUAAACUCUGAAAGGACGUUGCUGAGAUGUAGAUCCGACAAGCAAAGACAAACCGACUACUCACUAAUAGGUGACAGAGCCUCAGAGGUAAGCAGUCACUUCACGAGUGCUGAAACACAGUCAUCGAUGUGCCCCACACACACACACACACACACACCGCUCAUUUAGCUGGUGGUGUCACUAUUAGUCGGGUUUUACACAGCAACUGUCCUUAAUGGGUACAGGGCUACGUAAUACUUAUAUAAUGUGUAGUUCAAAGUAGCGGACAUUUUUAGCACAUACUAUCCGCAUGUGUUAAGAUGUCUUAUGAAGUUCUAUUUAUGC
This is a messenger RNA of Sinocyclocheilus rhinocerous, 5249 nucleotides long. RefSeq lists its product as uncharacterized. The coding region runs from base 50 to 3526 and encodes 1158 amino acids. The transcript has 37 exons. Lineage: Eukaryota; Metazoa; Chordata; Actinopteri; Cypriniformes; Cyprinidae. The record is from RefSeq and is a predicted model, not a curated record.